Messenger RNA from Nerophis lumbriciformis (worm pipefish), 297 nucleotides. Lineage: Eukaryota; Metazoa; Chordata; Actinopteri; Syngnathiformes; Syngnathidae. The record is from RefSeq and is a predicted model, not a curated record.
AUGGACGGGAAGUUACUCGCAGUCGUGACUGCGCUCAUACUUCUGACUUAUGCUCCCUCUUCGCAAGCAAAACCCAUCAGUCUGGUGGAGAGAUGCUACUGUCGUUCAACGGUCAACAGCCUCCCUCGGGGAUACAUUCGAGAGCUACGCUUCAUCCACACGCCAAACUGCCCCUUCCAAGUCAUCGCCAAAUUGAAGACCAACAAAGAGGUGUGUGUGAACCCCGAAAUCCGAUGGCUGCAGCAGUACCUGAAGAACGCCAUCAACAAGAUGAAAAAAUCCAAACGUGUCAACUAA